AUGAUCAAGACGUUCAAACUCGACACACGUGCCGAUACAUCGUCGCUCAAGUUUCCCAAAGAGCUUUUCCUGUAUUCAAGGGAUAUCGACGGCCAAUGGCAGACGGACGAUACCGUGGCUAAGGAGGAGGCUCUCUCAUACUACUACUUUCCAGAUUCAUACGUCGACAGAAACUUCAAUCUCGGAGAUGGCGUGAACAAAUUUAAGAAGAUUCCUGAAGAGCAGAAUGUUGCUGAUUUUGCCCCAUUGCUCACGGCGAUCAAGCAGCACGAGCAGCAGACCGGAAAGAAGACCAAAGUCGAUAUUAUCACUUUCAGAGGCAUAAUGACCAAGCUCUUGACUCUUCCGUACGACACGAAAACACCCGUUCAUUUAUACGUCAUCGGCUACGAUGGUCAGCUUUUUAUCAAGGCCGAUACCGAUUACGAGAUCAAGCAGAGAGAUGCAGAGAAGGAACAGCUAACUGCGUCUGAUCCUGAAAAGGCAAAGUACAACGAGACAUGCGAAUACAGUGGAUACAAGUUUGAGGCACUUGCGACAUUGCCCAAACCAUGGGCUCAGUGUUCACGUGCAAUGAUCGAAAAGCGUGGUAAGAAGGCGGUGAACAACUACGAGCAGUAUAUCAGUGUUGUUCGUUCAGGAAUCGGCAAGGUGAAGACGCUUUUAGCUGGAGAAGUCGAUUGUGUCUGGGACUACGUUCCAACCGAAGAGGACGGCAAAAAUGAAACUGUCAAGCAUUACGUGGAGUUGAAGACAUCGGCAAUGGUGGAUCUGCCGCACAAAGCCGUGAACUUCGAACGCAAGCUUUUCAGAACAUGGGCACAGUGCUUCUUGCUUGGCAUUCCCAAGAUAGUGUAUGGAUUCCGUGACCAGAAGCACCUUUUGAAAAACGUGGAAGUUUACAAUACCGAAGAAAUUCCUUUGUUGAUCAAGAACAGUGAGUACCCAAGAGGAACGGUGCAGAAGUUCCACUGUGUUGAUGCGCUCAAAUGGUACGGUGCUGUAUUGGAGUGGCUCACGCAAAGUGUGGAUGCUAAUGAUGAGCUGAAGGCAUACAAGAUUAUUUACGAUCCGGGCUCGAGGACGUUUUCGUUGAAUGAGUGUAUGGGUGACGAGAACAAGAGGUUGAGAAACGGUGAGCUCUUGACGGAAGACUUCAAGGCGUGGAGAGAGCAGUUGAGAUGA
Candidozyma duobushaemuli is the source of this 1185-nucleotide messenger RNA. RefSeq names its product decapping nuclease. Bases 1 to 1185 code for a protein of 394 amino acids. The record is from RefSeq and is a predicted model, not a curated record. Gene Ontology annotation, biological process: nuclear-transcribed mRNA catabolic process; NAD-cap decapping. Gene Ontology annotation, cellular component: nucleus; cytosol. Gene Ontology annotation, molecular function: mRNA 5'-diphosphatase activity. Lineage: Eukaryota; Fungi; Ascomycota; Pichiomycetes; Serinales; Metschnikowiaceae. The transcript has a single exon.